GGACCCGGGAGGCGAACUGGGACCCACUCUCUAGGGCUCAGUGAGCGCCUCCCCCGGCAUGGAGUCCCCCGAGCGCGCGCAGGAGUCUCGGGUCCGGGUUCCCAGGGUUGAUCCGUACGGAUUUGAAAGACCUGAAGACUUUGAUUAUGCAGCCUACGAAGAGUUUUUUUCCGCCUAUCUGGUGAUACUCACGAGAAGAGCGAUAAAAUGGUCCAAACUUCUGAAGGGAGGCGGGCGCGUCCAGAAAAGCAUGACAGUGAAGCGCUACGUCCGCAAAGGGGUCCCGCUGGAACACCGUGCCCGAGUGUGGAUGGCACUGAGUGGGGCCCAGGCCCAGAUGGACCAGAACCCUGGCUACUACCACCGGCUCCUCCAGGAAGAGAGAGACCCCAGCCUGGACAACGCCAUCAGGACAGAUCUGAAUCGGACCUUCCCAGACAACGUGAACUUCCGGAAGACCGCAAACCCCUGUUUACAGAAGGCCCUGUAUAAUGUGCUGUCAGCUUAUGGGCAGCACAACGAAGGUGUGGGGUACUGCCAGGGAAUGAACUUUAUAGUGGGAUAUCUGAUUCUCAUAACAAAGAAUGAGGAAGAGUCUUUCUGGCUGUUGGAUGCUCUUGUGGGGAGGAUACUGCCUGAUUACUACAGCCCAGCCAUGCUAGGCCUCAAGACUGACCAGGAGGUCCUUGGGGAGCUGGUGACGAUGAAGCUGCCAGCUGUGGGGGCCCUGCUAGAUCAGCAUGGUGUGCCAUGGACCCUGCUGGUGUCUCGCUGGUUCAUCUGCCUGUUUGUGGACGUUCUUCCUGUGGAGACAGUGCUUCGGGUCUGGGACUGUUUGUUCAACGAGGGCUCCAAGAUUAUCUUCCGAGUGGCUCUGACCUUGAUUAAGCAACAUCAAGCGUUCAUUUUGGAAGCUACGAGCACUGCAGACAUCUGUGAGAAGUUCAAGCAGAUCACCAAAGGGCACCUAGUGAUGGACUGCCACACACUCAUGCAGAACAUAUUUUCAGAACCCGGAAGCUUAUCCAUGACGACUGUGAACAAGCUACGUGAGAGCUGCAGGGCCAGGCUGCUGGUGCAGGGCUGAGCUGGCCCAGGCACUGGUGAUGGAGCUGCACCAGUUUUUACCACCUUCCUUUUGGGCUGUAAAUACUUGAUGUCACUGCACUUUAGUUGUGAAUUUUUUAUUAUAAAAGAGUAAUUUAAAAUGAUGUCAUUCUGCAACCUUUGGGUUAUUAGCUAUGAAGUUGUUUCCAAAGAAAAACUACUUUUAUAUAAAAUAUGAGGGGCAUACGUUUGUAUAUAAUAAAAUAUGUCAAUAAC
Messenger RNA from Otolemur garnettii (small-eared galago), 1323 nucleotides. It is a transcript of the gene GRTP1, whose product is annotated as growth hormone regulated TBC protein 1. The coding region runs from base 59 to 1087 and encodes 342 amino acids. Lineage: Eukaryota; Metazoa; Chordata; Mammalia; Primates; Galagidae. The record is from RefSeq and is a predicted model, not a curated record. The transcript has 8 exons.